AUGGGUGCAUUGGCUCAAGGAGGGGUGGGUUCGAUUAUAAGCAAAUCCCUUUUCGAUCAAAUGUUGAAGCAUCGCAAUGAUGGAAAUUGCCCUGCAAAUGGUUUUUACACUUAUGAAGCUUUCAUAGCUGCUGCUAACUCCUUUGGAGCUUUUGGAACUACAGGCGAUACUGAUACUCGAAAACGAGAAAUUGCUGCCUUCUUGGCUCAAACUUCUCAUGAAACUACAGGCGGAUGGGCUUCUGCUCCUGAUGGUCCAUAUUCAUGGGGAUAUUGUUUUAAGCAAGAACAAGGCAAUCCACCAGAUUAUUGUGUGGCAAGCCAGCAAUGGCCAUGUGCUCCUGGUAAAAAGUACUUCGGUCGAGGGCCCAUCCAGAUUUCCUACAACUACAAUUAUGGUCCAGCGGGAAAAGCCAUAGGGGUUGAUCUGCUAGGCAACCCAGAUGCAGUUGCAAAUGACCCAACUAUUUCAUUCAAAACUGCAUUCUGGUUUUGGAUGACACCACAAACGCCAAAGCCCUCGUGCCACGAUGCAAUCAGUGGGAGAUGGACACCCUCGGCCGCAGACACAGCUGCCGGUCGAGUGCCUGGUUACGGUGUCGUUACCAACAUCAUCAAUGGUGGAGUUGAAUGUGGUAAAGGUUCGAACCCACAAGUGGAAGACAGAAUUGGUUUCUACAAGAGAUACUGUGACUUACUUGGAGUUGGCUAUGGCCCUAAUUUGGAUUGUUACAACCAAAGGCCCUUUGGUUAA
Fraxinus pennsylvanica is the source of this 753-nucleotide messenger RNA. NCBI's taxonomy places the organism in Eukaryota, Viridiplantae, Streptophyta, Magnoliopsida, Lamiales, Oleaceae. The record is from the annotation of a GenBank genome assembly.